AUGUCAGCAGCUACCGUUGUCCGCGUUCCACCAAGGUUCUCCACGCACCAGGCCACAUACCUGCUUGAUCCGCUGCAAGGCCCGCCGCAGCGGCUCAACCCCGACGCCCCGACCCACGCAUCCGACGAGGCCAAGUACAUUGCGGUCAGUGUCUUGAUGCACAACGGCGGAGCCAAGCCCGGCAUGGUCUGGGCCUGGGCAGCAGUCACCGCAUCGCCGUCGCGUCCGGGAGCCAUGGCGAACCUCUCCCUGUCGCUGCCGCCAAACCGUCCUGGCGCGCGCGGAAAUUCGUCGCAGCUGCUGGGCAACGGUCUGGACGAUCCAACGCCGGAUGUUGCCAGGCGGCUGGCGACGCGGUUUAGGCGGCCGGUGUAUUUGGCGCUGGAGGGCGUGGCGGCAAGCAGGCUUAUCAGGGCGACGGAUAGCUUGGACAUGGCGAUGAGCCAGGAGAGCGAAGUCGCCGGCGUCGAAAUGUGCCUGGUGCGCGAGCUCAAGCAGGCAUUGGAGCAGUAG
This is a messenger RNA of Linderina pennispora, 513 nucleotides long. RefSeq lists its product as uncharacterized. The transcript has a single exon. Bases 1 to 513 code for a protein of 170 amino acids. Gene Ontology annotation, biological process: proteasome assembly. The record is from RefSeq and is a predicted model, not a curated record. NCBI's taxonomy places the organism in Eukaryota, Fungi, Kickxellomycota, Kickxellomycetes, Kickxellales, Kickxellaceae.